AUGCAAAUUCCUAGUAGGCCGUUACAACCGGUUUUCUCGCCGGAGGAACCGCUUUACGUCGAAGCUUAUCAAACUCUCUUCGCGGGAACGGACAUCCAUUUUUUGAACGAAGGAAAUUCUAUAAGUAGAGACGAUUAUUCCAAGGAUUAUACGCUAUUCGCUUUUGAUCUCACACCCGACCUAUCAGCUAAUUACGCGGGACAUUGGAAUCUCGUGAGACAUGGUAGUUUACGAUUAGAAGUGCGAUUCGAGAAGGCUCUCACAGAGACCGUUAAUUGUAUUAUUUACGCCGAAUUCGAUAAUGUAAUAGAAAUCGAUUCGUCUCGUCAAGUCAUCGUCGAUUUUGCCGGAUAG
This is a messenger RNA of Formica exsecta, 354 nucleotides long. RefSeq lists its product as uncharacterized. The record is from RefSeq and is a predicted model, not a curated record. The coding region runs from base 1 to 354 and encodes 117 amino acids. Lineage: Eukaryota; Metazoa; Arthropoda; Insecta; Hymenoptera; Formicidae. The transcript has a single exon.